AUCGCAGCAGUUGAGAGCAGAGCUGCGUGUUGGGCAGCGAAAAGCUCUCAAGUCCACUCUGCACGCCUAUCCACGCACAAACACCAACACCAGCAGCAAAGGUGGAGGACGGACAGGACAGCCAUUCAACCGGCACUUCUAAAGCAUAUUGAUUAGCUGUAUUUUUUCAGCUGUACACAUGGUGGUGUGACAGUGAGUGUGUCAUUUUGUGUGUUUGGUUUGCCUGUUUUUAGACUCCAGUGACUUUACUGGGAACCAAUUGAAAAAAGAUGAUUGAGCUGGGCCUCGCUGACGGCAGUCUGAUCGACGAGCUGAUGGAGCUGACAGCACAGAGCCUCAGUCAGCUGGAGAUCCAGGAACGUUUCAACAUCAUUAAGGAGAUCGGCAGAGGGAAAUACGGCAAAGUGCUGCUGGUCACUCAUCGCUUCAGGGGGACUCCCAUGGCCUUGAAAGUGAUGCCCAAAGCCUCGACUAAGCUCCAGGGCUUUCUACGAGAGUACUGCAUCUCCUUACACCUGUCCUGCCACCCCUGCAUUGUGGGCCUCUUUGGCAUUGCCUUCCAGUCUAAUGAGCACUACUGCUUUGCCCAGGAGCUUGUCAUUGGGAGGGACCUGUUUGCUGUCAUCCAGCCAAAGGUGGGUAUCCCAGAAUCUUCGGUAAAACGUUGUGUCCUCCAGAUAGCCAGUGCUUUGGAGUUCAUCCACAGCCAUGGUCUGGUUCACCGUGAUGUCAAGCCUGAAAACAUCCUCCUGUUGGACAAUCACUGCUGCCAGGUCAAGCUGGCGGACUUUGGCCUGGCUCAGAAGAGAGGCACUCUGAUACGCUUCAUCACAGGAACCCUUCCCUACAUGGCCCCAGAGCUUUGUACAGUGGCCCUGAUGGAGGGCCAAAAAGAAGUGACAGCUCCUCCGCUUAGUGUGGAGCCAAGUCUGGACACCUGGGCCUUCGGUGUGGUUAUCUUCUGCAUCCUUACGGGGUAUUUCCCCUGGGAGCGCUGCAUGGACUCGGACGACUUCUACCAGGAGUUUGCAGACUGGUGCAGAAUGGAGAGGCCAAACAAUGAGGAGGACAUUCCUCCUUUGUGGAAAAGGUUCACUCCAGAAGCCAUGGAAAUGUUUGGUAAGCUCCUGGCUCUGGAUGUAGGAAAGAGGUGCACAGUGGGGGAAGUGAGCACGUAUGUGGAGAAAGACUGGCUUAAGAAGGUACAUGGGAUUGAGCAGCAGCAGACAGCAGAAAGAAACAGUGCCUCUGGGAAUAAUCCUGGGCAUUGCGAGAUGGAAAUACAGCCUAAUACACAGUCACAGACUGAAUAAAAAAAAUAAAAUGCCUAGAAAGCAUGUUAAAUAUACAAUUAUAGGUGAAAACAGUAGUAUUAUGUAUUGUGUGGCUCUGGAAGCAGCUGUACAUAUUUGAAAAAAUAAAAUAACCUUGAUGAUGUUGGGGUUAUCUUGGAUUGGGCUUUAAACCUAACAUUUUUAACAGAAAGCCUGCAUUACAAACUUGACACAUAGGGUUUGAAAGAAUUGUACACACUUGCAUUGUGGGAGUGUAGGAUCCACUGUGUUUGGAGCUUGACAAGUCAGGACAUCUCAGCCUCUGCUGCACCAUUCUCUUUCAAUCUGUGUCUUGUGAGUCCCCCAACUCUACUGAAAUGCAAUACUAAAAUGCUGGCGUACCCCUUUAAAGGUGCUGUACUCAAAAUACUGAAACAAUUGGUCUGGGAUUGCCUCCACGCGGCUCUCACAGACCGUUCUCCAGCUUGUCAAAUAAUUACCUUUUGUCACUGCCCUCAGCGUCUGAUAGCGACGCACAAGGCAGUCACAUGCACAGCCGAAGAACAAAGAACAGAGAUGCUCAAAAAACAUUACACACAGAGGGAGCAUGACUUCAUUCUCUGCUCAGGACGCCAUUAUUCCACUAUUAUCUUUACAUGGCAAAUAUUUGUUUACUGCUAUAUCAAUGUUCUGAAUGUCAAGUACAGCUCCAGAAUAAUACCAAUACCAGAAUAAAUGUACUUUCUAAUAUACUAAUACAUGUAAUUUCCAAACACUGUUGAAUUAUUAGGUACAACACAUAGACAUGUAUAACAUGACAACAAAUGACCCAUUAAGUGGGACUACAUUUUUAUGAACCAUGUUUUUUCAUGAUUUCGUAAAAUUUGCUUUGUUUUUUAUAGUUGUUCUUCAGUAUAAAGUUCUGCUCAAGUAUGUACAACUGGAUUUCAGUGUCACCUUCUUCUCUGUUCUGAGUACAUGAAUUACAACCUUUUACCAUAGACUAAAGUACAUGGCUGCAAACAAAUCCAUUGUUUCUUGUACUGAAUAGUACAACAGCAUGGGAUUGUAGUGGUGCCUAAGGAGUAAAACGGGCUGUUUGUGGACAGCAAUUACAUA
Messenger RNA from Perca fluviatilis (European perch), 2393 nucleotides. RefSeq names its product serine/threonine-protein kinase SBK1. Lineage: Eukaryota; Metazoa; Chordata; Actinopteri; Perciformes; Percidae. Gene Ontology annotation, molecular function: ATP binding; protein serine/threonine kinase activity. Gene Ontology annotation, biological process: peptidyl-serine phosphorylation; peptidyl-threonine phosphorylation. The transcript is spliced from 4 exons. The record is from RefSeq and is a predicted model, not a curated record. Bases 270 to 1313 code for a protein of 347 amino acids.